AUGCCCAGUUUACUGACUCAUGUGUACGUUUUGAUAAUAUAUACGAGUUGGGUGACGUUGCUAGCCAUGACUACAAACACAGUUUCCGAACCAGCUGGCGUUGCAAUAACAACGAUACUCUCCAUACUGGUCAUUGUAAAUGUUACCGGAAACUCUCUUGUUUGUGCUGCCAUAAUCAAACAUCACGAUAUGAGGACGCCUACGAACUAUUUGCUGGUCAAUUUGGCUCUGGCAGACAUCAUAGUAGCGCUAUUCAUUGCUCCUCAGUUUAUUCUUAUCCAUACUUUCAAGCAUCCUGGUGGCAUGAUAGGUACGGUGCUAUGUAAACUGCUCACUGGCGGGACCUUUAUGUGGUUGGGAGCAACUGCAUCAGCCUUUACUUUGGUCGUCAUAGCCUUUGAACGAUAUUAUGCCGUUUUGCAACCUCAUAGUAUCAAGGGAAAAAUGACAAACAGUAAACUCAAGGUAAGUGCAGCCGUUAUUAGAAAGAGACAGAAUCAUCACCUUAUUUAUAAGGAUGAGGGGAUGGAUUAUGUUUUAUGUCUGUUAUUCAUAGUUCCCACUAUUUGGAUGUCCUCAGCUCUACUGAACGCUCCCUCUUUUUUCACCAAAUACUUCAGUGAACAAGAUUAUUUUUGCACUCAACACUGGCCCGAGCAAUGGAUGGCUAAGGCCCAGGGCUUAACAUGGCUUCUGUUAGCUGCUGGUGCGCCGAUGAUUGCUAUGGGAGUUUUAUACUCAAGAGUCGUUUAUUCUCUGUGGAUAAAGCGAGAUGGCAGAACCAAUGGUUCUCAAAGGGGUGUAAUCAGAGUACGUAAACGCGUCACAAAAAUGGUUGUGACAAUCAGCAUUAUCUACGGACUGUGUUGGACCCCAGACAUCGUCAUCUUCGCUUUGAUCCUGUUCAGCUCCAAAUUCGCUUAUGGAGACGCUGCUGACAUCACUUCCAUCGUCCUGGUUGCAUGCAAUUCAACAGUUAACCCCAUCGUAUAUACCUACCUGAAUGACCAAUUCAGAAGUAAAAUCAAGGCGCUGUUAUGCGGCACUGGUGUAGUUAAAAACAGAGUUCACAUUGCUGCAAGACCACGAGAAGAAAUAUGUAGUCAGCCGCAGAAAUUUUCUGGGAACGUUCAGGCUAUAAGUUGCAGCGUGUAG
Messenger RNA from Orbicella faveolata, 1155 nucleotides. Its product is annotated as tachykinin-like peptides receptor 86C. Gene Ontology annotation, cellular component: membrane. NCBI's taxonomy places the organism in Eukaryota, Metazoa, Cnidaria, Anthozoa, Scleractinia, Merulinidae. The record is from RefSeq and is a predicted model, not a curated record. Gene Ontology annotation, biological process: G protein-coupled receptor signaling pathway. Gene Ontology annotation, molecular function: neuropeptide Y receptor activity.